Molecule: messenger RNA, 1805 nt
Organism: Chara braunii
Lineage: Eukaryota; Viridiplantae; Streptophyta; Charophyceae; Charales; Characeae
Source: the annotation of a GenBank genome assembly
CAGUAGGUCUUGUCAGUUAGGGGGAGAGUUUAAGUGGUGAGGAGCGGAACCGCCAUUGGGUUGUGCAUCUUUCACCAUGGUUGACACACGUAAUGGCACGAGUACCACCCCCUAUACGCCCGAACAGGAAGCCAAGGUCGCCGCCGCCCUGAAGGAGAGAAGAGAAAGGAAGGAGGCCAAGAAGAAGGCCUUAUUAGAAGAGCAGGCGGCCAAGCUGAAAAAGAUCGAGGAGGAGAUGGCCAAAGAGAAGGAGAGGCUGAGGAAAGAGGAAGAAGAGAAGUUGAAGGCGGUGGACGAGGAAGAAGAAGAAGAAGAGCAACCACUGGAAAGGCGGAGGGCAGGCGACAUAGGAGAAUCCAAUGGGGUUAAAGAGGAUCAAUUGGAGAAGAGAAUCACAGAAUGGGUUGCAGGACUAACCCUGGGGGAAGACGAGGAGGCAUUGAUGUAUGUGCCCAGGGAUGAGCAGGAGGCGACUAUAAGAGAAUGGGAGGCUGAAGAGGACCCGCUCAAGCGGCAAAUGUUGGAGGAUAAGAAAAGGAUGGAGUGGAAGUUUCGCCUCACCAGGGAAAGGAAAAGAAGGAUGGAGGCCGCUAGUCAGGCGGCGAAAGAAUUAGAAGAGAUAAAGAAACUGAGAGAUCAGAUGGCGGUACUGGUAGAUUUAUUGGGGAAGAUGGAAAUUAUGGCGAAGAAUAUAGAGCGCCUGACACAGGUCCAGAAAGAGCAAUUUCUAUUUGGUAGAAGUCAAGAUAUUGCCGUGUGUUCUAUACGAUUAGGGCUCAGGGACUUCACACGUGAACUGGCUACGCAGGUGGGCACCGAGGUGAGGGCCCGCCUCGAUGGGACAGAGCGCUAUUGCACUGGCGCCAUUGAGGGCACCAGACUAACCGCUCCCAAAGGGGAGGAAGUACGUCCCCGUAGGAAGCCGGUCAAGGUCAAAUUUCCUGAUUCGUACAGUGGGAAGAAGGAAGAGAACUUUGACAACUGGGAAACGAAUGUUAAGACCUACGUGCACUUGCAGAAAGGUUCCCCAGAUGAGCACGCCCUAAUCGUCAUCCAUGCCCUGAAAGAGGAAGCCGCCAGUUUUGCCUGUUCCCCGGUAGGCAUCGCUAACUGCAAUAUUGAUGUCGUUGCGUAUUCUGCGUUCACUCCCCUCAGUGACUUUAUGAAAUUAUUGCGUGAGCGGUUCGCAGAUGUUGCGCGUAGUGUUAAAGCCUCCGAUCAUUUGCAAACCAUUCAUUCGCGUCAGUGGAAGAGUGCCAAGGCACUGAAAGGUGUAAUGGAUGAAUUGAUUGCAAUCCCUGACCACGGGGUCACCGAGACCCAGUUGGUCAACCUCUUCUACUGGGCUAUGCCCGAAUCGCUGCGAGGGCACUUCUUUGAGAAGAGUCAGCAACCCACCAUGACCUACGACGCCUUGAGCAGGGAAGUGGUGGUGUUUGAAGAGCGGUCCAUGUCAGUCUCCACUUUCUGGCACAAGGAUCUAGACAAGGGGAAAAAGUGGAAAGGCCGCACCAUCUCUGGUCAGGUUAAGACAAAGGAUCAUCUGAUCCCUACCUUAGACGAAGGUGGUGUCGAAGAAGUUCCCUACGAACAGAUAGAGUGGGGGCUUGAGGAUGAGGGCAGUAGCGAAGGGCAAGGGAGGACUUACGCUGCUGCCGCGGCUGGAGGGAGGUCGCAAGGAGGAGGAAGAGGUCAGGGCCAAAGGGACCAGGCCUCAAGGGGCUGUAGCUAGGGCGAUCAAGGGGUUGGCGGUAGAGGAGGAAACCGCCAAGUGGGCGGUAGGGGUCAAGGUCCCCCGCAAAACC